UGGCUGCAGUGACUGAUGUCCCCGGACCCCGCGAGGUGAGCGCCGUCUGUGUUUGCAGCAGAGCAGAGAGAGGCCGGGUUUGGUUCAGGGGGUCGGGAAUGGUUGGCGAGCGCUCAGCGGGAGGACAGAGCUUCCUGCAGCUGUGUGUCCUCAUCUGGUUGUUGACCGCACAAUCCGCAGAGAUCAACACACGGCCCGACUCUGUGGAGUGUAUUUACUACAAUGGUGAGGUUUUGGAGUGCACGUGGAGUCUGGCUGAUGGCAAUGUGAACUACACCAUGUACUACUGGUACACAUCAGAACCAGCUGAGGAAUGUGGCUCCUACAUCCAGCAGGACGGCUACAACAUUGGCUGCAAGUUCACAAAGGACAAGAUCCGGGAGUUUGUGAAUUUUCACGUGCACCGGAUUGGGAUCAAUGGCUCGGAGAGCGUGUUCCCCCCCAACCAAACCUUCCAGCUGCAGGACCAAGUGAAACCCAAUCCUCCGGCCAACCUGACCGUCAACGCCAUGGCCAACAGCAGCAUCUCCCUGACCUGGGAGGCGCCCAUGAUCCCACGCUGUCUACAGUACGAGAUCAAAUACAGGAGCAACAAGGACAAAGACUGGCAGACAGAAUAUUGCAACGAACAAACAAAAUUCACGUUGCCGAGCGUGAACCCAGACGACCUCUACGUGUUUUGCGUGAGAAGCAAAAUCAACGAUUUUUGUGGCCUGAGUCACCUGUGGAGUAAAUGGAGCUCGCACAUUUACUGGGGAGAAAUCAUCACAGAGCCCGAGGAGAAGAAUUUCUAUUUCUGGAUCCUGAUCUCGAUCCUGGCUGUUGUGGUGUUAUUGCUGAUUAUUCUGUGCCGGUUACAGAAUAAAAGGUUACAGUCAAUCUUUCGGACGUCGGGACCUGCUCCUGAACAAACAAUUGUGCCCCUGAUCGAGAAAAUCAAUCAAACCAACGGGACCAUCAAGGAAACUCAAGAGGUCCAGUAAGUGGAUUGAUCCGUGUUCUCCCCCACCACCCACCCACCCACCCACCCACGCCAAC
This is a messenger RNA of Callorhinchus milii (elephant shark), 1038 nucleotides long. Its product is annotated as cytokine receptor common subunit gamma. Gene Ontology annotation, cellular component: external side of plasma membrane; membrane. The transcript is spliced from 9 exons. The record is from RefSeq and is a predicted model, not a curated record. Lineage: Eukaryota; Metazoa; Chordata; Chondrichthyes; Chimaeriformes; Callorhinchidae. Gene Ontology annotation, biological process: cytokine-mediated signaling pathway. The coding region runs from base 99 to 983 and encodes 294 amino acids. Gene Ontology annotation, molecular function: cytokine receptor activity; protein binding.